AUGCCCGAGAAUCGUCAUAACGGCCGUGAUCGCAAGCGAAAACAUCCUUCUUCACCAAACAAUACUGUUCCGCGCACUUCUCCGUAUACUCCCAAUCGCCCUGCCGAUAAUUAUACCCCGCGAAAUUCCGGAGGUGGAGUUGGAAACCGUUCCGGCAGACGCGGCCGCCAGAGUUCAACAUCGCAGCAACCUCAACAAUCGCAGCAGCAACAACCGCAGCAACCACUGACAUUACAACAGCCGCCUCAUAACCGUCGCCGCCCCGAAGACACGGUCAUGACAGCUGACGAAAGCGUGAUGGCUAGCACACCUACUGAUCCCGGCACCCCUGGAGACUUUUAUUAUUGGGAGUUCUUCUCCGAUGUAAAUCUCCGCGCUUGGCAGUCCGAAGGUGCUGCGCGGGUUCAAGAUGCUCUGGGCAGGUCAAUUGUUAGUGAAGAUGUCGAUGAGGUUUGUAUCAUAUUACAGGAACUUGUCAGGGCGACUCUUGAGGGGAGAAUUUCCAUUCAAGAUUCCUACAAGUUUGUCACCGACAUCAUCAACUUCUUCCCCAAGGACCCUGACUCGGGAAUCGAUAUCCAAUAUUUAUUCCUUUCGACUGUUGCGAGUUACGAGGAUUUGAAUACCACAAUUCCACAUAAUCUAACGAAGCUUUUGGAGGCACUUUCCCCCUCUCCGAUCCCGACAGAGCUAUUCGCUUUGCAUUUAGAACCCUCGGCCUUAUCGGCGCUGGGCCUGGUUACGUCGCAGUUUCCCAAAAAGGCGAUCAAGGUUACGACGAGUCUCAUUUACAAGCAGCGCAAACAUAACCUUCUCCGAGAGGAGAGCGAAGGUUAUUCGAAGCUCAUCACAGAAUUUUUUACCGCUUCAUAUUCGCAAUUUCCUCUGGAAGUGGUCGGCCGGACUGGUGAGAGAGUGAAGGGGUUGGUGGGUGCUUUCGAGUUAGAUCCUGCAAGGGUUUUAGAUGUGCUCCUCGACACCGCCGCUAGCACCGUUGUAUCGAACGCGCGUUUCUUUGUCAGGCUGUUGAGAGAGAGUGCAUGGUGGCCAAAGCACCUUCCCUCUUCUUCCGAAGACGAAUUCAGUAAUACUGGCAAGGGCCGCGAAGAGCUGAAAGCUGAAAAAGAACGGAAAAAGUUGAUUAUGGAUGCUGAAUUCUUCGAAGCGCUGAAGAAGGACGGGAUAGUCAAAUUCUUCGAAUAUAGGGAAGGGUCCCGGGGGGCAGGUGGAAAUAAGGUUGCUGCGCAAUUGCUCGGGUUCAAAUUCCGGUAUUACCAGAGCGAUGACGCCCUGGAUAACUUGCCGGAGAAUUUGGUUGUACUCAGCGCUCUACUUAUCAAGAUCGGCUUUGUUGAUCUGGCUGACCUCUACCCGCAUUUGUCUCCGAGCGGGGACGGGGAAAUGAUGGAGUUGCGGGCAGCUUGGUUGAAAAAGAUGACAGAUGAGUUGAAGGUAGUGAAACCCAAUGCGCUAGCCAUGGCGGGUAGUCUCCACGAUGACACGUUGCCGAAUCCACCUCGAGCAAAGCUUUCUGCACCCGCACCGGUAGAAGAGAAGAAGCCAGAGGAGCCAAAGCCAAGGGAACCAGAAAAACGGGAAAAUUGGAACCAGAAGGUCGCCCUUCUCAAGCAUCUCUUGGCUCUUGGCGCGCUCCCCGAGGCCAUGUUCAUUCUCGGAAAAUACCCUUUCCUCACCGGGCUUGAGAAGGAUAUUGCAGAUGCUCUUUCAAGGGUCCUGGUCCGGGCUAUCGAGGCCGUGUAUGCGCCUUUGAGGCCUCGGUGUGCAGAUAUGGGAAUUGCAAAGGUUGCAACACCUUUACCUGGGGGAGUGGUUGAGAUGAAGACCCCAUUGAAGCGGAAACAAAUGGUUACGUUCACUGUUAGCAAUCUCAACUUGCGGGGCAUUGACAUUGAUUAUCGGUUCUUCUGGGAGGACUGGAAAGAUGGGGUACCAACCUGUAGAGAUGCUACAGAUGUGGUGAUUCUAAUGGAAUCUUUAGGAAAACUUUUUGGUCUCAGGAUCGGGAGAGAUCCCAUGUUAAUGUCUAUGGUUUGUAGGAUUGGGCGGAGUGUGCUGGAGAACCCGGAUUGCACACAGGAGGACAGGAGCAGGUGGAUUAACCUUUCUAGGUCCAUUAUCGUACCCGCGGUCAGCUUCACGGAGGGAAACCAAGGUAUAGUGAACGAGGUAUGGGGGAUGGUCAGUUGCUUUCCAACGGAGACUAGAUAUUCGAUCUACGGUGAAUGGAUUUCUAGGGAGAAAAUGAGGAUCCCGGAUCUUAAGUUGAAAAUCUCUAAAACGGAAAAGGAAACUAAAGAUCUUUUGAAGAGGUUAUCCCUAAUUACCAUCAAGCCGAUUUCUCUCGGCCUUGCCAAGGUGGCAGUUAGCUCGCCGGUCACGGUUAUGCAGGUUCUCCUGAGCCAAGUUGAAACCUAUGACAACUUGAUUGAAUGUGUUGUGGGCGGAGCAAAGUACUUCACGCCGUUGGCAUUUGAUGUGAUAGGGUUUUGUGUGCUUUUUAGGUAAGUGACUAUUCCACCCCGCUCCGGAGAUGUCCUAACACUUUCAAAGUAUGAGCACGGCUGGAAAGCAGAGUGUGCAAGCGGAUGGGAUGUUGACUAGCAGGUGGCUCAAAUGUAUACUUCCUUGUUCUCUUGAAAUUCCUUUUCAGGAUGAGCUAACCAUCCUGAAGCGCUUGGGCAAUUUUGCGGCCAGAUCUAUACCCGCUAUUAUAGGCAGAUGGACCCAGCACCAGUACUCGAAUAUAUUGCACGCCAACUAAAGCAGAAUACCUGGUCAGGAUUAGGAGUACUACAAGAAAUAAUUCAGUCAAUGACCGGAAUCGAUCCAGACAUAAAUUUGACUGACAGCCAACAUCGAGGCCUUGCCGGUGGGCCCUAUAUCCGCAGUCUUAUCCUCGGACAGUUUCGCGACUCCAAGGCGGAAGAUUCUCCGCGCACAAUGAAGGCUCUCACUGAUACGUUGAUGAGAUCUGGGCUCGCCAUACAGCUUCUCAUUCUGAUAGCCCAAGCAAGGCAGAACUGUCUCUACCAAAAUCCCGGAACGGUGCCAUUGAAGGUUCUUGGUAACUUGUUUGAUCAGAUUCACGUGGUGUUUGGACAAUAUUCCGAGCUAUUGCAGACCGCCUUACCAGCGGAAAAGUACGAAGGGAUGGUCCCUAGCGUGGGGCGGCUUUGUCGGGACUUUGGGCUGAAACCGGAUAUUGCGUGGUGGAUUGCAAGGGGCGCUAUAAACACAAAGAUACAACGAAUCCAGUCACCAGAUGGCCGUGAGGAUAUCGAUAUGGGAGGAACUCAGGAUGAAGAUACCGCUAUCGCCCCGGAGAAAACACCAUGGAAUCCCGUAUUGAAAAACAUUAUGGAUGAGCUCCGACCGGUCUUGCCCGUGUCUGAGUGGCCUGGUUCCUUGGCCUUCUAUGUUGCAUUCUGGCAUUUGUCGCUUUAUGAUAUCUAUGUCCCUAUGACUACUUAUAAGAACGCUAGCGCUAGUAUACAAGACGAAAUUGCGGCUUUACCGGACAAGAGAUCGCCACGCAGCUACGAGCUUUUGGGGUCCACCACCAAGUUGAGUGAGGAAGUUAAAACUCACAUAUGCCACAAUGGUUUGGUCAAGAAACGGCUCCAACUUGAAAAGGACCACUGGUUUAACGAGUUCACUGAUCCGCGGGAGGUUACCAACGCCAUCGUUCAGUAUUGCCUAAUGCCCCGGAUUGUUUUGAGCCCAAACGAUGCUAUAUUUUGCUCAAAGCUUAUCAAAGAGUUACACAAACUGGUACCCCCGAAGUUUCACACAGUUGGAAUUUUUGAUGCUAUAUUCGGUAAACAUAUGGGGAAGACCAUAUUUACCUGCACCCAACAAGAAGCCGAGAAUCUGGGUAAGUUUCUGAAGGAGGUGCUAUCGGAUCUUCACGCAUGGCACGCGGAUAAAGCACACUACGAACGAGAAGCCCAUAAUAAUGGGAAGAAUCUGAACGGUUUCGCUUUUCGAGGCGCUCCAAUGGAUUGGGAGGAUUUCCGAAAGCUCCUUUAUAAGUGGCAUAAAACCAUUCACAGCGCUAUCAAGAAUUGUCUCUGCUCCAAGGAAUAUAUGCAUAUCCGGAACACUGUCAUUGUUCUAAAGCACAUUUAUAAUUUCUUUCCUUCCGUGGAUUGGAUCGGUCGCACCGUGCUUGAAAAGGUAGAGGAGCUUGGGAAGCAUGAGAAGAGGGAGGAUCUAAAAAUUGCGUCUGCAACACUUUUAGGGCUUCUCAAGCACAGAGAGAAGGAUUGGGUGCUCGUCGCGGCAUUUCAAAAGGUAAUCGUUAGCUUUCGUUUCUCUAAAAGAUUAUAGACUAACCAUGUGAUAGGGAUCCUUGACCGAAGCACUGACACCAGUGGUUUCAGGAAGCAAACAGCCCAGCCCCGUGCCCACGUCUACCCCAACGCCUACCCAGCAACCGCCUAUAGAUGCCAAUGCUUCAGCGCAACCUAACGCCGCUCCUUCGGCCACUGUUACUAAGUAUAUCAAUCGCACUACCUACUAAAGACAACUAAAGCUAAUCAUUUUUCUUAUCUUUCCCAGUGGCCCUCCUGCACUUACUACCAACAAUACCCUACCAUCCAAACCUGAUGCAGAGAAGGAAGAUGGGGAAAUUGAUGACAGCAAAGGGAGCAAGGAGAUUAAACGCGCUCCAAACCUUCCUCAACGACCUGCUGUACCCCCUCCUCCGCUGCGACGCCAACCCUCUAGGGAUCCGCCCAGGCUCCAGCAAAGUCAACAACCCAAUGAACCUUCAAGAGCGGGGACACCAAGAAGGGACGAGCCACUAAACCCUCGGCCCAACCAGGAUAUGUCGCGAAAUCUAAACCAGGUCAACAGGGGACCCCCACCUCAGCCCAAUAGGCCACUGCCCCAGCACCAACUGCCGGACAGGCCGCCGGUCCAACAACCCCAUGAUAGGGCCAGGGAUAUGAGAGAUUCCCCGCGGUCCAUAGAAGUUCGAGGUACAGCUGGUAGGCCUAUCACCGAGAGGUUACCAGACCGGCCAUCAGAUCGAUUGGGGGACAGGCGCCCUCUCUCUCCCAGAAGAGAGGGUAGGGAUCAGCACCGACGUGAUAAUGAUAGAGGGAGGGUGAGAGAAGACAACUUUCAAAGACCAGCACUGCCCAUCAGAAAUGAUGAUCGGGUUCCGAGGACUGGAGAAAGGAAGGAUCCAGAUAUCCGAAUGGAACCGUUGCCCAAUAGGUCUACCCAGCCACCUCAACCUGUCAGAACAGACUCCAGAAGCCAGUCAUCAGAUGUCGACAGAAGAAGACCAGACAGGACGGACGACCGAUCUCGUCGACACGAUCGCCCCGAUUUACAGGCUCACCAGAUGGAGAUCGAUCGUCCCGAUCCCGAUCGCAGAGUAUUGGAUCGGAGGGCUUCCGAUCAAAACCUCCCUAGGCAGCAAGCACCCCAGGAGGAUGCCCACUCUCAACGACCGCCUGCUGCCCCACGUGCAGAUGUCGAGCGUGAGAGGGAAAGGAGAAACCGUCAAGAGGGCCCGUCAACCCCGAAAGAACGUGACCUAUUGACUGGGGCUCCACCAAGAGGACCGUCGGGCUCAUCGCUUAGCGAUUUCCGUGAACCCCGUCACGCUCCACCAGUUACGCACCAGGACCCCAAUCAUGGGAGACUUAAUCCACCUGAUGUCAUACCCAAGGGCCCACGAGAUCGUAGUGCGCCAAUGGGACCCAGAGGCAAUAUGAAUAGGGUUGCAUCCUCGCCGGCUCUCACCGCCACUUCAGGGACACAGCGAGCUCCACAAAAUAACCAACCUGGCGUGCAAACUCCGCUGCCAUCUCCAGGCCUGGAAAAUAAGCCGCCGCCGGCUGUGGCUUUGGUGGACAACAAAAUUGAGACUCAAAAACCUGCAGAUAACACAGGAGUUUCAACCAAUGGAAGUGAUACUGCCGGAAUCCACCCAGAUAGAUUAAGAAAUGUUGUCCAGAAUCCACAGCCACUACCGCCACUAUUGCCACCACAACCGCCACAACCACAACCACAAUCCCCGGUUACUCAAUCCCAACCUCCGCAACAGUCUUCAUCCGUUCACCCAAGCCGCCGACAGGCCAUCCAAGGGGCAUCAACCACGUCAACUUCUGCUGCAACUCCCGGUCCACCUUCGGGUCCCCGUGCGAAUCCUAUUCCUGGCGUUGUUUCUCCGCCUGCCCCAUCACCCACCACAUCAAACCCACCACCGCCAGCUAAGCAAGGCUCGCCACCUACGGGGCCUUCUAGGGGUGAUAGAGGUGAUGAUGCCCAUCACCAGCGGCGCCGCAUGAUGACUAUGCAGAAUAUCAUUGGCCAGGCGUCCGGGGGGGGGUGAUGCUGCACCGGGUAGCUCCAGCAAAGGCAGACCCUCAAGGCGUGUUGGGGGCACAAGCGGCACCCCUGGGCGGGAUAAUGGCAGAAACACUUUACCGAUAACCACUAGCGACACUACUCGACGAGGUGGUAACGGCAAUGGUUCUCAGGGUGAUUCUACUCGUAGAGGCAGUGGCCCCGAACCAGGAAGACCCACCUCAGUUUCAGGAGGAUCCGCGGAAGAUCGAGAUCGGGAACGCGAUAGGGACAGACCGGCCUCAGAUCACGGAAGUCGCAGUGGCCGCCAUGGGCGUGAUAGGGGGGACAGGGAGCGCGAACGAGACAGAGAUAGGGAUAGGGAUAGAGAGCGUGAGAGAGAUCGGGUUCCACGUGACGGAGACCGAGAGCGUGAGCGAGAGCGUGAACGCCAGGCGGACCGUGAUCGUGACCGUGAACGAGUCGGAAUGGACCGCGACAGGGGGCUAGAUCGUGAUCGUGGACAGCAAGAGAGAGACCGCGAUCGUGAAGCCCGAGAUCCAAGGGAACGUGAUCGCCAUCUUGCUGAGCGUGAGCGUGAACGCGAUCGGGAUAGAGAAUCACGUAGGGGAAGUGGUUUGGCUGCUGUAAUUGGCGGAAGCAGUGGUGGUAGGGAUAGAGAUAGAGAUAGAGACCGCGAUAAAGAGCGUGAAAGGCGCGAUGGAAGGGAUAGGGAGCGAAAACACGGCCGCGAGAAUGACAACGGGAGAAAGGAUGAGUCCAAGAGACGUAGAAGGGGUGAACAAGGUGGAGGGGGUGGCGGUGGAUGGUAA
Tuber aestivum (summer truffle) is the source of this 7157-nucleotide messenger RNA. NCBI's taxonomy places the organism in Eukaryota, Fungi, Ascomycota, Pezizomycetes, Pezizales, Tuberaceae. The record is from the annotation of a GenBank genome assembly.